AUGCUUCGAGGACCGGGCUUGGGAGGAAAGGGGUUAAGUCAGACCCUGACUUUCCCCGCGCAACGUGCCCAGUUUUGUCUGUUAAAGUCAACGUCGCCCAGCUGGAGCCAGCCAAUAAGCGGCCGGGAGGGCGCGGGACGGCCCAGUGAAGGGGCGUGGCCUAAGGCUGUCACUCAGCGAGGCCGCCGUCGUCGCCGCCGCCGCUGGGGGUGGGCUCCGGAAGAGCCCGACCAACUCGGAGGGAAAGGACCAGCCAGGAGCCGAAAUCCUGCAGCCUGGGAAGAGACCGAGGCGCAAAGAAAAAGUGACUCGGGCCGUGCGCCCCGGAGGCGCCCAGAAGGGGACUGCAGCCGCCGUGGGGGCCCGGCCGAUCCGCCCUCCACAUCCUCCGAGGGGGCAGACCCCGGCCCGCCCCUAAGGGACCUGGAGGAGGAAGCCGCAGGCCGGAGCGACAGCGAGAUGUCGGCCAGCGUCUCAGGCGACCGCAGCCCGAGGGCGGAGGACGACGCCGUUGGCCCUGGAAGCGCACGCGUCCCGGCGCUGUGCGGCAGAGGCGGCGGCGGUGGCGGCGGACCGGCGGGCGGCGCGGAGGAGGAGGAGGAGCCCGCGGCGCCCAAGCCGCGCAAGAAACGCUCGCGGGCCGCCUUCUCCCACGCGCAGGUCUUCGAGCUGGAGCGCCGUUUCAACCACCAGCGCUACCUGUCCGGGCCGGAGCGCGCCGACCUGGCCGCGUCGCUGAAGCUCACUGAGACGCAAGUGAAGAUCUGGUUCCAGAACCGUCGCUACAAGACCAAGCGCCGGCAGAUGGCCGCCGACCUGCUGGCAUCGGCGCCCGCCGCCAAGAAGGUGGCGGUGAAAGUGCUCGUACGCGACGACCAGAGACAGUACUUGCCCGGCGAGGUGCUUCGGCCACCCUCGCUGCUGCCACUGCAGCCCUCCUACUAUUACCCUUACUACUGCCUCCCCGGCUGGGCCCUCUCCACGUGCGCAGCCGCCGCGGGCACCCAGUGAGCCGGCCUGGGGCGAGGCCGCCGGUGAUCCCUGCGCCCCAGUUCCGACGGCCGCGGACGGCUGUGCGGGUUGUGUGCUCGGCACAAGGGCUCCCCGCCGAGGGGGCAAGUGGAGGAUGAAAUCCAGCCCGGGCUCAAACUUCCAGCAUGGCGCCCCAGCAGCGGGACUGAAUUUGUCCAGAGAGGGCGCCUUUUUCUAAUUCGAGCCGAGGCACCCUAUGGCCUAGGGGCCUUGCUCCCCUGGCGCCUGCCUGGAAGCUCUUGGACAUUAUUUAUUAUCACAACAAAGUUAGAUGUGGAUUGUAUCUGCCAGGAGACUAUGUUUCCCUGGAGCGGAAAGAACUCCUGGAGACCACAGAGCCUGAAUCCCCAGAAUUUCGGGCUAGCCGGGAGCUUCGUGCGCUAGGCCACAAUAGUUCAUGGUAUCCAUGCUACCAAUCUAUGUGUAUCUACAUACCUAUUUUUUUGUUUUUUGGAAAUUGCAUUUGUAUCAAAGAGGUGCGGAACCCUGGCAGCCCCAAGGAGCCCCAAGACAUGGGAUUGAUUCGAACCGUGGAAUGUUUGGUUUUUCGGGCCCUCUGCCCCAUGCCUCCCCAUAUCAGAGCUCACGUGGGGAUGCCCUUUUGGGUGCUGAAUGUAAAGACGGGAGCCUCUGGGCACAGAGUAGGGCCGAGACUCCCCCGGAAACUUUCCUCUCUGAAGUCCAGGGCCGCCGCCAAACUGGGGAGCUUCCUGGGAACCCCGAACCGGGAGAGAGGAAACCCAGCAGUUUUUCAUAGACACUUGCCUGUAUUUCUUUUUAUUUUUUUAAAGGAGGUUAAAACUUGUA
Messenger RNA from Suricata suricatta (meerkat), 1839 nucleotides. RefSeq names its product NK3 homeobox 2 (gene NKX3-2). Bases 1 to 1011 code for a protein of 336 amino acids. The record is from RefSeq and is a predicted model, not a curated record. Gene Ontology annotation, cellular component: nucleus. Lineage: Eukaryota; Metazoa; Chordata; Mammalia; Carnivora; Herpestidae. The transcript has 4 exons. Gene Ontology annotation, biological process: regulation of transcription by RNA polymerase II; cell differentiation. Gene Ontology annotation, molecular function: RNA polymerase II cis-regulatory region sequence-specific DNA binding; DNA-binding transcription factor activity, RNA polymerase II-specific.